UCAAUAAAGAAGAUGGCAGCUCUGACUCCAAGGAAGAGGAAGCAGGAUUUUUUGAACCGUGACAGUGAUAAAAAUGAAGAAAACCUGCAUUCCUCUCAACAAGGGCAUUUUGUUUUAAGUGCACUCAAAACAUCUGAAAUAAAUAGACGGCCAUCAGCAAAUCAAGGCUCACCAUUUAAAUCUGCUGUGUCCACUGUAUCUUUUUACAACCAAAAUAAGUGGUACCUCAAUCCAUUGGAGAGGAAGCUGAUAAAACAGAGUAGAUCUACUUACCUAAAAAAUAAUGUUGAAGAUAAAUCUUUUCCCAUUGUGACAGAAAAAAUGCAGGGAAAACCAGUCUGCCCCAAGAAGAACAACAAAAAGCCACAGAAGAGUUUAACUGCUAAGUAUCAACCAAGGUAUAGACACAUCAAGCCUGUAUCAAGGAAUCCUAAAAAUUCCAAGCAAAAUCGAGUAGUCUGUAAGCCAGUUGUGGAGAAAGAGAAUAAUUGUUAUUCAGCUGAAAAUAAUCCCAAUGCUCCUAGGGUUCUAAGCCAAAAAAUAAAACCACAAGUUACACUCCAGGGUGGAGCAGCAUUUUUUGUUAGUAGAAAAAAAUCCUCUCUUAGAAAAUGGUACAUGGAAAAUGAGCCAUCACUGGGACUCACCCAAAAGAAUAAAUCAGAAUUGAUUGAAGAUUGUGAUGUAGAGACUGUCAGUGAAAAAAAAACACUUGAGACAAGGAAAGUGCCAAAGUGCUUGUUCCUAGAAGAGAAAUUGAACAUUGAGCUACUGAAUGCAAGCAGUAAAAAUCAAGAGAAAUUAAUAAAGGACUCAUCAGGUGACAGUGUUUCUUCAAAGGAAUAUGAAGUUGAUAAAAAGUGUUUUCCUUCAGAGGAUUCUGUUGGUGAGAAGACAAUUUCUCCUAAGUCCACUGUCUAUCCAAUCUUCAAUGCAUCUUCAGUCAGUUCAAAAAGAUCUUUAGGUGAAGAACAGUCUUCUGUGGGAUCUGUCAACUUCUUGAAACAGACCAAUAUUCAGAAAAAUACUAAUAUCAGAGAUACAAGUAAAAAAACAAAAGACCAGCUCGUCAUUGACGCUGGUCAGAAACAUUUUGGGGCCACUGUGUGUAAGUCUUGUGGCAUGAUAUAUACUGCUUCCAACCCUGAAGAUGAAAUGCAACAUGUACAGCAUCACCAUAGAUUUCUGGAAGGAAUCAAAUAUGUGGGUUGGAAGAAAGAACGUGUAGUAGCAGAGUUUUGGGAUGGGAAAAUCGUGUUGGUUCUGCCACGUGAUCCAAGCUUUGCUAUCAAAAAGGUAGAAGAUGUCCAAGAACUUGUUGAUAAUGAAUUGGGCUUCCAGCAAGUUGUUCCUAAAUGUCCAAACAAAAUAAAAACUUUUCUUUUUAUAUCUGAUGAAAAGAGAGUAGUUGGGUGUUUAAUUGCAGAACCCAUCAAACAGGCCUUUCGUGUCCUGUCUGAACCAACUGGUAUGCAAUCCCCAAACUCUAAAGAAUGUCCUAGGGCUUGGCAAUGUUCAGAUGUACCAGAACCUGCAGUCUGUGGGAUAAGUAGAAUCUGGGUUUUCAGAUUGAAGAGAAGAAAGCGCAUUGCAAGACGACUGGUUGAUACUCUCAGGAAUUGCUUCAUGUUUGGCUGUUUUCUGAGCACUGAUGAAAUAGCAUUUUCUGACCCGACACCAGAUGGCAAGUUAUUUGCAACCAAGUACUGCAACACACCUAAUUUUCUUGUGUAUAAUUUUAAUAGUUAAAGCUGAUUUCAGUUAUAAAGCAGUUACUAUCUGGAUAAGUUCAGAGAGAUCUUUAUUAUAAAAUAUAAACUUUUAAUAUUAAAAAAAAUACCAAAACUCAGUUAUGCACACAGACACACAUACACACAUAUCACAGUUUUGUUCCUUAUGAGUUGAAAAGUCAGGAAUUAAAUUUGUUGAAAAUUAUCUGGGAUUCAAAGGAAGGAAAAAUCUUCGGGUGAUUUACUGAUUAGCACUCUGAAUUGUUAAUUACAAUUACACUCUGAAAUUUUGUAGGUAUAAUUGGAAAAUUACUUGACUGUUAUGUAAGAGCAUUGACAAAGGAAAGUGAUUUUUGUCUAGAAAUGUGACCUGGUCUUCUAUAAAACACACUGUUAGACCAGGAUUAUCUAAUGCCCCAUCAGAAGCAAAGAGGCAAAUUUACACUUGGGCAAGUAAUUUCUAUGCUCAAUUUGUAAAAGGAAUUCCUGAAUGUUUUUUUUUAAUAGAGGCAGGGGUCUCAUUAUGUUUUCCAAGCUGGAACUUUUGGGCUCAAGCGAUCCUCCAAAAGUGCUGGGAUUACAGUCAUGGCCCACCGUGCCCAGCAUCAUUCCUGACUUUUCUAUAUGAAGUCUUUACUUGGUAGGCACUCAUCUGUACUAACUCAGUUUGAGUAUCUUUGGAAAAUGUUUAGAAUUUAUUUUUUGUAACAAGAAAAAAUGGUAAGGAUUAAUAUUAUCCUAUUUGCAUUUCCGUAGAGCAGAAUUCUAUAGCUUAAUGUUUAAUCUUUUUGAAAAUAAAAUUACAUGUUCAUCUGUCAGAUUUAAAAUUAUACUUAAUAAUUGCACUAUUUUAUUUUUUUGUUUGGAAAUAUUGGUAGUACUGCUUUAGGAACUUAUUACUGGCAAUUGAUGUCAUUAACAAAAUGCCUAGUUGGAGUAGAUGAUACAUUUGGCCUUAUUUUCUAAUUUUUUGCUUAUUUAAAAUGCACCUUACUUGUUCUAUAUGGCAAAAGUCUUUACAAAAUAUAUGGUUAUAGAACCAAGGUUAGUAAAUAUACAUACGCUGGUGGAUCAGAGACCAUGACUCUGUUUAAAUACAAUGAAAUGUUCGCACAUUUUACUUGUAUAAUCCUUGGAUACUUUAAAAAGCAAAACAUUAUUCAAAUUGUUCUGAUUCUAAGAAAUCAUUCAACUGCUAGCAAUAAGACUCUAGGCAAGUUGUUUUAUAGAUUGUAAUUAUACAUAGAACUAUUAAUCUGCUUUCAUUUUAUUUGCCUAUAAGUUAACAUGGUUCCAAAAUUUAAAAGCCUGGGUUCCCAAAAGAAUGUGGAAGUGUUAAAAUGUGUGUAAUUAUGCAAACAUUUUAAUGCUGUUUUCUGCACUUCUGUUUAUUUUUUUUUAUUUUAUUUAAAAAUUUUAAUUAGCAUUUUGCUUGCUUAAUGGUUUUGUCAUCAAUUAAAAUUAUUUAAUAGUUUAUUUUAUACAACUAAAUCUGAUUUUUUAAAUUAUACUUUAUCAUAAAAAUAAUAUAUGUUAAAAAAAUUCAUAUACAGAAAUAGAGAUUGCCAAAAGAAAAGGCUUCCCAUUAUCCUGCUUUGGAUGUAGUGUGUAUUACUUUAGAUUAACUAAAUACAUAUGCAGUUAUUUUGCAUCUUGCUUCACUUCAGUAUGUCUUAGAUAUGUUGUAUUUCAGGAACUUUUUAUAUUUUAAAUAUAGCAUGAUUUGCUGUUGAUACUGUUGGCUUGAUUGGGUGGAUUUUUUGUUUUCGUUUAACACAUACAAGAAGCAAGUGCACUGAGAAGAUCUCAAAGCAACAAUACCCCAAUGACAGUGAGCACACCUACCACCCAGAUCUUGGUUGGUUACUUUCUUUUUUCCCCACCCUAGGCUGAAGUGCAGUGGUACAGACAUGGCUCACUGCAGCCUUAACC
Messenger RNA from Cebus imitator (Panamanian white-faced capuchin), 3662 nucleotides. RefSeq names its product establishment of sister chromatid cohesion N-acetyltransferase 2 (gene ESCO2). Gene Ontology annotation, biological process: mitotic sister chromatid cohesion. The record is from RefSeq and is a predicted model, not a curated record. Lineage: Eukaryota; Metazoa; Chordata; Mammalia; Primates; Cebidae. Gene Ontology annotation, cellular component: chromatin; nucleus. The transcript has 10 exons. Gene Ontology annotation, molecular function: protein-lysine-acetyltransferase activity. The coding region runs from base 13 to 1749 and encodes 578 amino acids.